Trichomycterus rosablanca is the source of this 1251-nucleotide messenger RNA. RefSeq lists its product as uncharacterized. Gene Ontology annotation, molecular function: metalloendopeptidase activity. The record is from RefSeq and is a predicted model, not a curated record. The transcript is spliced from 2 exons. Lineage: Eukaryota; Metazoa; Chordata; Actinopteri; Siluriformes; Trichomycteridae. The coding region runs from base 34 to 822 and encodes 262 amino acids.
UCCUGCACUUGCUAAACAAGGAUCUGUUGAUUUAUGGCUGAAGGAGCUGUGAGAAUGGCGCUGGCCAAAAUCAAAAGUAAAAAGCUCUGCAAAGAAGUAGAGUCUGGUGAACUGAGAGAUUUGAGUCCUGAAGAUCUAGAAAAAGCGAAUGAGGUGAAGGAAGCAGCUCUGGAGAUUCUGCAGGACGCACUGGACAAGGAGCUGUACGGACACUAUCAGAGAGCUUAUUCAAAAUCAUGCAGGGAGUUAAAAGAUCCUCUUACAUGCUUCUCACUCUUGACUAAAGAGUUCCUGGAACAGAUGAUUGAGAAAAUGAAGAAGGUGCGUUUUUUGAAGGACCCUAAACCGAAGAAAGAAGGAAUAAUUGCCUACGUUUAUCCAGACGACGAGACUUGUACCGUGCACUUGUGUCCCAUUUUCUGGAUGCUCAGUGACCAGCUGUCGAAGGACAGCAAGCCUGGUUCUCUUAUCCACGAGGUCUCACACUUCCUCGGCACUGAGGAUGCUGCGUAUGACUUAGUGUGCAUAGAAGGUGAAGACGUUAUGGGUGCUUUCUUGGGGAGGGUUGUGGCGUACAAGGAAGAUGAAGAUGGAUACCUGAUAGAAAACACUGAUAGAAAACCUUUGAAAGAUUGUGAUCCUGAGAAAUACAACAACAAUGCAAACAACAUUGAGUAUGAGUUUGAAAUUAUUCACAGCCACAAAACACCUUAUUCUGCUGAGGACCAGAAGUACCCGUGCUGUGGUGAAAAGAGGAUCAACUCCGUUUGUGCAAUAAGUAACAUAGAGGAUUACAUCAGAAAAGCACCCCAACAAGAAUAAACAUCUUGCCGUGUGGUGUAAAGAAGAUCUGCAUGGUCUGGAGGAUCCUCACCAGAAUAACAUUCCUGUGGAACACUGCUACUGGGUGGACUGGACUCUCUCCUCUUCUGAACUAAACCUAACACAAAUUAAUACUCUUUAUUCAGUUAGAAAUAGGACCCUGUUCCUCAAAAGGAUUUCAGGAGUCAAGACAUCUCACAUCUUUACACCAGAAACGCUUUGUCAUUUUGCUGAGUUUUUUUUAAAUUCUUUAUUACUGUGCUUUCUCACCCCAAACCUCUACUCACCUUUAAUCUUAUAUUCAAUUCUCAAGAAAAACUUAAUGAAUAAUUAUUAUGAUCUCUAGUAAUGACUGUAUUAAGUGUAUAUGGCAUAUGGACUGAAAACAUUUUUGAAUGACAGUUUUGUAAAAUGCAAUAAAAAGAAGAA